AUGGACUCGGGCUCUGCAGAUCCCAUCUCAGAGGCUCACGCGUUGGUCACUGAGCUGUACUCUCCCGCCAAUCAAAGAAAUCCAACGCGCAUCAAUGACAUCCAAACGCGCCUGCAGCACCUCCAGAGAGGUGAUCAUGCCUGGCAGAUUGCUGAUUCACUGUUGAGAGGGCCUUCGGCUCAUCAUCGAUUCAUGGGAGCCCUCACAUUCACGGUGAAAGUGAAUGUCUCUAGUCAUGAUAUCGACGAGGCGACUAGCCUCCAGGUCUUAGAGCAUCUGAUUCACCACUUCGUGACAAUUGUGAAGCAAGGAGAACAAGCCAUGGUAGUCCGGAAGCUUGCAUCCAGUCUGGUCACCCUCUUCAGGCAUUCAACGUGUCCCUGCGAGAGAGUAUUGUGGCAGGUAGCAGCUAGCCUGGCCCAUGGGGGCUUUGUUUCCGAACAGCAAGCGCAGACUGUGGACUUUUCGACUUCGUUGCUGCCCACUCUCGACACUCAGCAAGCUACAGCUUUGCUAUUCUUUUCGGUCACACUUGCCGAGGCCACGCUACGGCUCGAAGAUGAGCCCAAUGAACUGGUGGGAUCAGCACUUGGACGAGCAAUCACCAACACCGGAGACGGUUUGCUAUUGGUGCAGUACAUCCUGCCACAGAUUUCAGAGCAGUCUGGAGCAGCCUUGGAUAAGCAGGUUCAUCAGACCCUGGGUAGCGAGGUCAUGAACUCCUGGAAAGCGUGGCUUGGUGUUGCUUCCAACCGAUCGCUACCAAAUGGAGAUGAAGUUCAUGGCCUAGCCGUCUCUUGCGGCCACAAUAUCAUAGAGACCCUCAGAGUGCCUGUCCUGAGUGAACUUGCCGCUUCUACCCUGACACAGGUCUUUGAAAGUCGCCGUUCGGCUUUCGAUGACACUUCCAUCUGGGUUCUCGCGCAGGUACUCGCUGAUUCGAUCGUGACAACGCAUAUCACAUCUCUCACAGAGGGCCAUGAAGACUCCGAGAGCAUGACUUAUGUCGACCUUUUGGUCGCUUAUCUAUCACACCUUCAGCUGAAAGUCUUCAGCGACCCCAUGCCGCCUGAGAAUGCCAAGAUCCUCAAUGUCGCGCAUAAUAUCUUCAAAACACCAGGUUAUGCGGUGAUUGACGACCCGGCUACGCCUCGUGUACUCGAAUUUUGGAAUGAAAUCGCGGAAGGUGUGCUCGACGAGUUACAGGGAAACGACCCCAGAUGGCAAAUGAUCAAAGCGCACUUGGCACAAGUUGUGCUUGGUCUGUUCAACAAGCUCUUGUACCCUCCGUCAGAUGACCUGGCCGACUGGAGCGAUGAGGAACGGAGUGAAUUCAAUGCAUUCCGCCACGAGGCCUGUGAUUAUUUGCUCUCCGCAUAUCCCAUUCUCGGCGUGGAAUUGGUGAGUGUGUUCCAAGAAAGUGCAACAAAUCACCUCCAAAAUGGCGACUGGCGCGGAUUCGAGGCUGCAAUGUUUUGUAUCGCCCAGCUCUCUGAGGCUGUCGAUGAAAACGGACAUGCAGAUCAAUGCCUAGACGCUAUCUUUGGAAGUGAUGCCUUUGCACGCCUCUGCGCAGGCGGGGAGACGGGGAUACCUCUCAAGGCGCGUCAAACCUUGGUGGACACAUUUGGAAAGUAUGAAUCCUACUUUGAACGACACAAUUCGCUGCUCCCCGGUGUUCUCAACAUCCUUUUCGAGUCUUUGAAUUUCGAAUCGUGUGCCCAGGCAGCUUCUCGGUCUUUCCUAACCCUUUCCAAAUCGUGCUCCCGAGUCUUGACGUCGGAGCUACCCAUUUUCCUCGACCAACUAGACCUCUUUCGCACCAAACCAACAGCGACCUCCUCCACCAUGCCUAAGGUCCUCGAGGGCAUUGCGACUAUCGUUCAGAGACUACCCACCGAUGAAGAGAAGGUGCAGACCUUGGAGCGAAUUCUGAGCUUCUUUGUGCAAGAAGCCACCCAGGCGCGACAAGAGGCUGCCAAUUCAGCAUAUGAUGUCGCUUGUUCACAUGGUCACUUGAUUCUGAGCUGCAUUGCCAGUAUCGGCAAAGGUCUGCGCUUGGAUGCGGACGAGGUUAUCAACAUCGAUGCCACCGCAACAGAACAAAAUCCAUAUCCCCCAUCCUUUUGGAACUCGGGGCCCGGAUCACGGGCUCAGCAGUUCAUCAUGGAAUCCAUGCGUUUGCUUGUCGUGGACUUUCCCGUGGACAGCAACAUGAUCGAUUCCGCAUGUGAUAUUCUCAAAGCUGGAUACACCGAGUCAUCCGGACUAUUCGUAUUCCCCCCAUCCAUGACAGUUGACUUCAUCAAAAGUUUCCCGCUGGGCAUUUCUGGCACUGAUGUCAUCAUGGGAACUGCGUCUGCCUUUUUGGCCUCCCAUGCAUCUCAUUUCAUCCAGAUUCGCGACGAGGCGGUAGCGUUGAUUGUCCACGUUUCCCAGUUAUUCGCAUCGAUGCUGGAUAAUUCCAAUCUGUACGACCCGGAGACGGCCAAUGCCGGCAUUGAUUUCUUCGCCCGCCUGACCCCCAAAUACUACACGGUGCUCUUUUCUCUGACGGAGCCCCUGCCAUCCCUGGCACCCAAUUCGUCAUAUCAAAGUACCCCAGCGUUUAGCGUUCCCUUACACUUUGCUCUCCACGCGUUGACCCGACCGGAAGCAUUGACUCUUCGCUCGGCAUCGGCCUUCUGGGUCGCCCUCAUCGACCUUCGCGGCAACUCUGCGGAAGAGACUGCCGCCCUGGACCAAGUCCUCCACUCAUUCAUCCCCCGACUGAGCCAGACCUUGAUCAACCAGGUCGCGGGCCGUUGCGCACGGUCGGAUCUGGCCUCCCUUGGCGAUGUGCUUCGCCGCUUGAUCUUCAAGAAGAUGGCAUUCGCCCGGCCCAGUAUUGAUGCCGCCCUCGACGCGCUGGACUUGCACACCCUGGAUGAUACCUCGAAUCGCGUCCCAAUCCUUUCCCAGCAAGACAAAUCUCGAUUUGUGCAGUCGUUGGUUGUUGCACGCGGUGCGAGGCAGCAGUCGACGGAGAUCAUUCGAGCAUUUUGGCUCAAAUGCCGUGGUAUGAGCUAUGAUUAUGCCCAAUGA
This is a messenger RNA of Penicillium daleae, 3084 nucleotides long. Its product is annotated as putative importin 13. Gene Ontology annotation, biological process: protein import into nucleus. Gene Ontology annotation, cellular component: cytoplasm; nuclear membrane. The record is from RefSeq and is a predicted model, not a curated record. The coding region runs from base 1 to 3084 and encodes 1027 amino acids. Lineage: Eukaryota; Fungi; Ascomycota; Eurotiomycetes; Eurotiales; Aspergillaceae. The transcript has a single exon.